Messenger RNA from Saxophila tyrrhenica, 1077 nucleotides. RefSeq lists its product as uncharacterized. Lineage: Eukaryota; Fungi; Ascomycota; Dothideomycetes; Mycosphaerellales; Extremaceae. Gene Ontology annotation, biological process: NADPH regeneration. Gene Ontology annotation, molecular function: oxidoreductase activity; nucleotide binding. The record is from RefSeq and is a predicted model, not a curated record. Bases 1 to 1077 code for a protein of 358 amino acids. Gene Ontology annotation, cellular component: cytoplasm. The transcript is spliced from 2 exons.
AUGAGCGACCCAACAGGCGUAUCCAUAAUCGGCAGCGGCAUCUUCGUAAAAGAACAACACCUCCCCGCCGUCCUCGCCUGCCCCUCCCUCUCCCUCAAAGCAAUCUACUCCCGCUCCCUCGCCUCCGCCAAAUCCGUGUCCUCCUCCCUUUCCAACCCCGUAGACCUCUACAGCGACGACUCGGAAAAGUCAUACAAAGACGUCCUCUCCCGCCCCGACGUCCAGGCCGUAAUCAUCGCGCUCCCCAUCCUCGUACAACCGGACUUCAUCAAGCAAGCUCUGAGCGCGGGCAAGCACGUGUUAGCGGAGAAACCGCUGGCGCCAGAUGUCAAGGCGGGCAAGGAGUUGGUGGAUUGGUAUCAUAAGAACGUCGACGAUAAGAAGGUGAACUUUUCUGUGGCAGAGCAGUUUAGGUAUUAUGCCGCGUACCAGCAUGCUGCGAAGCAAGUCUCGCAACUUGGGAAAGUGCAGGGGGUGAAGGUGCGGAUGCACACGUGCAUUCAGAAGGGGAUGAAGUACAUCGAGACGGAAUGGCGGAAGAAGCCGCAGCAUCAGGGUGGGUUCUUGUUGGAUGGUGGUGUACAUUUCAUCGCUGGCAUGAGAGUGGUGUUGGGUGGAGGUGGAGUGAAGGUGGACAGGCUGAGUGCGAAUACAGCGUUGUUGCAAGACUAUCUGCCGCCCGUUGAUACGGUGGAUGCGACGUUGAGGCUGGACAACGGAAGUACGGGGAGCUUUGCUGUGAGUUUCGGAACGAGCUUUGAAGGGGCAGAAUGGACAGUCGCGUGUGAAAAGGGUACCGUGAGCGUGGACAGGACGAUCGUCAAGACGAAGCCCAAGGGUGGAGAGGAGAAGGUGGAAGAUGUGAAGGAUGAGGUCGGUGGGACGGCGAACCAGGAGCAUGUGCCUAUAGGCAGUGUUAUGCCUGAAGUCUUUGCAUGGGCGAAGAGCUUGAAGGAGGGCAAAUGGGAUGCCAAGCAGAGUGCAGAGGAAGGGCUGGCAGAUUUGGAGAUUCUGGAGGCGCUUCUGAAGAGUGGUGAGAAGCACGGAGAGCCAGUGACUCUGAAGUAUCAAGUAUGA